This is a messenger RNA of Drosophila subobscura, 1022 nucleotides long. Its product is annotated as mitochondrial 2-oxodicarboxylate carrier. The transcript has a single exon. Gene Ontology annotation, biological process: transmembrane transport. The coding region runs from base 32 to 940 and encodes 302 amino acids. The record is from RefSeq and is a predicted model, not a curated record. NCBI's taxonomy places the organism in Eukaryota, Metazoa, Arthropoda, Insecta, Diptera, Drosophilidae.
UAAAAAGCAUUUUUAUUUAUUUGUGUCCCGAAUGAAUGGAACCCAAAAAGAGCCAAAGCCAGGCAAAGGUAAAGCCCUCUUGCAAUUUUUGUCUGGCGGAUCGGCGGGUCUCCUCGAACUAUUACUAUUGCAUCCAUUUGAUGUUGUCAAGACACGAAUACAGCUGCAGGGUGUGCAGGCAAAUCCCGAACAGCUUCAAUACUCGGGUGUCAUGGACUGCAUUUCAAAGAUCUAUCAUUACGAAGGUGUUGCUGGCUUUUGGAAGGGCAUCGUGCCUCCCAUUUGCUCGGAGACCCCAAAGCGAGCUUGCAAGUUUGUGAUUUACGAGCAGGUCAAGCCCCUCUUUCUGUUUGGAGCACCACAGCCGACGGCUCUGACGCAUGCCAUGGCAGGGGCACUGGCGGGCACACUGGAGUGCGCUAUCCUGAAUCCUUUUGAGGUGGUCAAAAUCACACAGCAGGCGUAUCGCAAGGACUCUCUCAAUACCCUAAAUGUGGCCGGAAAAAUCAUUCGGAACGAUGGCUUUGGCAUCAAGGGACUCUACCGAGGCAUUACAGCGCUCAUGCUCCGCAAUGCCAUCUUUCAUUUCGCAUAUUUUGGCCUAUAUCAAGGACUCAAAGAUGAACUUCCCGCCUAUGAGGAUAGGUUCGCAGAGUUCUUGCGUCGCGGUGCCCUUGGCUUCUUCGCGAGCAGCGUUAGCUGUGUGUUUAGCGUCACUUUCGAUGUGGCCAAGUCCCGCAUCCAGGGCCCUCAGCCCAUCAAAGGCACCAUCAAAUAUAAAUGGACUGCGCCCACGAUCUGGACGAUCUACACAGAGGAGGGCUUUCGAGCGCUGUUUAAGGGCUUGAGUGUAAAGAUAAUGCGUGCGGGACCCGGAGGUGCUAUUCUAAUGCUGGCCUACGAGUAUGGUUAUGAGUAUCUGACGAUUAAAUAUGGUUGAUUUGUAUGUGUAGACAAUAUUUGGAUUUACGUGGCUGAGAGUGUGUGUCCAAGGAAAAUACAAUGAAAGUGGUUAUCGAUAA